Messenger RNA from Colletotrichum karsti, 762 nucleotides. Its product is annotated as C6 zinc finger domain protein. The transcript has a single exon. Lineage: Eukaryota; Fungi; Ascomycota; Sordariomycetes; Glomerellales; Glomerellaceae. The coding region runs from base 1 to 762 and encodes 253 amino acids. The record is from RefSeq and is a predicted model, not a curated record.
AUGAUCUUUGACGCGAACGCGGUUGACAUCCUCAACCCGUGGACGCUCAUGCCAAACGAUCUGGCAAAGACAUUGAAUCAGAUCAACACCUUGCGAGCGCAGGAUACGCUUGAGCCAUCGACCAAAACCCGUAUGGAGGGUUUGUCUGCCGUGCUUAGCCUCCUUGAAGAGGCUACGCCAGAUAGUUGGGCCAGCGAGGUCGCGACAAAUGCGAACGUCUGGCUAUCGCCUGGGCAUUUGAGUGAGGAUCCAGAGACCAAGGCGGCAUGGAAGGCUAUGAUGAUGGCCUUCCUCAAUGCCACUGUGUUAUACGCCGUCAAUAGUUUGGCGGGCUUGCACGGCACUCCGGCGAGGUUGGCUGCUUUCUCUCAGGGACCUAGGCAAUACCUGGUCGGGAGGGAGACAGCCGCAUACGAUGCCCUUAUGUCUUCCAUCCGCCUGCUAUUUUCACAAAGAGUCCAGCGCCGAUGCCAAGAAGGCCACAGACCCUUCGAAUCUCCAGCGACCAGCGCGGGGCUACUGCACAAGUUCGUCAUAUGGCCGAUGGUUGUUGGCGGCAUUCAAGCUGCGCUUGUCCAUCACGACGACGAGGGAGCGGGCUUUCUGUGCUCUGGUAUGCAGUCCGUUGGCGAGGAACUUGGCACUGUCAGCAUCAUUGAUGGUGCUCGUCUGGUCGAGAAAUUACGACAGUCACAGAGGAACGGCCUUGAGCCCAGAUCAUGGGACGAACUGUUCGAUGGGGCACCCUUGUUCUUGAUGUGA